AUGCCAGCUCUCCCAGGUGUCGUCACGCGGCCGUUGUCUCGCGGUACAGAGAUCGCGCGCGAGACAUUGGGUAGCCUCACAUGGCGGCCAGCGUUGUCCGUGGCCAAGCCAGCUAUCAUCUCCGUGCUAUCGCAAAUUGAGAUUGGAACGCUGCUGUUAACAGACGAGCCGGCCGGAAAGCGACAUGUCUUCGGGCAGAAGCUCGGCAAUGCUAAGCUCGAGGAGCUGUCGUUCACGCCGAACGGUGUGCGGAAAGCCACCACCACUCCAAGGGUAGAGUUGGUCGUCAAGAAAGAUGCAUUUUGGAUGCGCCUGUUCCUGUUCGCAGACAUGGGCUUCGCCGAGGCGUACAUGCUCGGCGAGGUGGAAUGCGCCGACCUGACGGCGUUCUUCCAGGUGAGUUCCCGCCACACCACGCCCUCCGCCGCGCCCCCGCGUCUUGUGCGACGCCGGGUGUGA
This is a messenger RNA of Phaeoacremonium minimum UCRPA7, 459 nucleotides long. Its product is annotated as putative cyclopropane-fatty-acyl-phospholipid synthase protein. NCBI's taxonomy places the organism in Eukaryota, Fungi, Ascomycota, Sordariomycetes, Togniniales, Togniniaceae. The record is from RefSeq and is a predicted model, not a curated record. Bases 1 to 459 code for a protein of 152 amino acids. The transcript has a single exon.